AUGGCUGAACAGGCUGAACUCGCCUUUGUCAAGAACCUCAUCUCGACGCUCUCCGCUCAGCCCGUCACUUUCGCCAACGAUUUCCAGCAUCUGCUAUCUUUAUCUGGGUGUGGCGUGAAACGUGGCGUGUUAGGAGAGUCCUCCAUCGCCAGCAACAUCAAAGUCACAUUCAAACAACUCAAACCCUCUUUCUCCGUCACCCUCGCCGUCUCGCCCGCCGAUUCGAUCGAGAGCAUCAAACGACAGAUCGCUUCUCAGUCCGGUGCACCACCUGCCGAUACUCAGAGGUUGUUGUUGAAGGGAAAAGCUCUUGCGGAUACCAAGUUGUUGAAGGAGUAUAACGUUAAGGACGGAGAUACCGUGAACAUCAUGUCGAAACCUGCAUCUACACCCGCCGCGCCGCCGCUCGUCGCGCCUCAACCCGUAGCGCCCUCGCCCGUGUCAACCCUGCCCGGCCAGAGCAGUCUCGAGCUCCCGUCCGCGGAAAGUACAGCCAGUGCAGGCAAGCGUAGAGGCCAUGGCCGCAUUCCAUCCGUCGUAUUGUCGCCCAGCCCGAGUCCAAGUAUGGAUGGGGAGGAAGUGAAGGAUAUCGCGCUGGUUGACGAGAACGGCGUAACGCUCAGCGCUGAACCUGCUGCGGAACCCGGCCCGCCCGACUCGACAUACCGUACCACGAUCAGCAAUCCACAGUACUGGGAGAAGUUAUACGAGUUCAUCGUAUCCCAGUUCUCCGUGCGCGCAGACGCACAUCUGGCCUUCGAGGACUAUCUCAACGCCAGUAAGGGCGCGCUGACCGCCAGCGAGAUCGCGAAGAUCCGCGACACGGUCGGAAUCACUGGGAUGGGCGGCGCUUGA
Peniophora sp. CBMAI 1063 is the source of this 855-nucleotide messenger RNA. The record is from the annotation of a GenBank genome assembly. Lineage: Eukaryota; Fungi; Basidiomycota; Agaricomycetes; Russulales; Peniophoraceae.